Cucumis sativus (cucumber) is the source of this 1187-nucleotide messenger RNA. RefSeq names its product 60S ribosomal protein L2, mitochondrial. The record is from RefSeq and is a predicted model, not a curated record. NCBI's taxonomy places the organism in Eukaryota, Viridiplantae, Streptophyta, Magnoliopsida, Cucurbitales, Cucurbitaceae. Gene Ontology annotation, cellular component: ribosome; large ribosomal subunit. Bases 226 to 876 code for a protein of 216 amino acids. The transcript has 3 exons. Gene Ontology annotation, biological process: cytoplasmic translation. Gene Ontology annotation, molecular function: RNA binding; structural constituent of ribosome; transferase activity.
GAAAAAAAACCGGACGAACCGGAUGUAACAUUGGUUUGGUUUAGUGGUGAGUCGUAUAGUUGAUGUUGGAGAAGCUGAAACCCCAGAAAACCCUCUCCGGCGGCCGUCGUAUUUUCUCUUUGCUUCCUUCUCUCAAUCUCACAUCUUCUUUCUUUCAGAAACCCAAACUUCUGGAUUCUGGAUUCUGGAUUCAUUCCCUUUCGCAUUGCUUCAAUCCGAAGUGUUAUGGCUAUGAUGAGAUCCGCCUCCGCGGUUGCUCUUCGUGGCCUCAGGAGGUUCUCUUCCCGAAGGCCAGUUUCUUCUCCAAUCAAUCAGGCACUGGAACUACCCACCUCCGUUUCUGAUCCAAUGGCUGGGGUAGAGGGUCGGACGUUCCGUGAACGAAUGACAAAUUACAUGGCUACUCUUGACAUCAAUUCACAAAUUGGAAGCUGCAUGCCUCUUGGUUUAAUGCGCAUUGGUACGAUUAUCCACAAUAUCGAGAUAAACCCAGGCCAAGGCGGGAAGCUGGUGCGAUCAGCAGGAACAUCUGCAAGGAUAUUAAAACUGCCAGAGGGAAAGUCAAGAUGCUGCUUGGUGAAACUCCCUUCACGUGAAGAGAAGUUAAUUGAUGCUAAGUGCAGGGCAACAAUUGGUCAGGUAUCUAACCCGGGUCAUGGAACCAAGAAACUGAGGAAGGCAGGGCAGAGCCGAUGGUUGGGUCGACGACCGAAGGUUCGAGGAGUGGCGAUGAACCCGGUGGAUCAUCCUCAUGGAGGAGGUGAGGGUAAGAGCAAGAGUAGUGGGAGCCAUGGAAGGGGGUCUCGGACACCUUGGGGUAAGCCAACCAAGUGUGGGUACAAGACUCGAUCUGCCAAGCGCAAAAGACCAGUGUAAGCAAACUCAUCAUCUUUCCUUUUUAAAUCUAUUUUCUGGAGGAUGGUUUUGAACUCUUUUGAGCCUUUUGAUCGAAUUGAACCCUACACUUUCAUCAUCAAACUAAUAUUUGGAGGAAAUUGAUGUAGAAUUUUGACCCUUUUUUUGGCCAAAUAAUUAGUUGUGGAGGAGAGAGAUAUGAUAGAUGGUAGUAUGUUAUAUUAACGGUUGAGCCUCUGACUUGAGCUCUUUUGUAGUUACUCUUUCACUACUGGUUUCCACAUCAAAUCAAUAGUAAUUGACAAAAACCAUUUGUAUUUUCUUGAAGUCAA